GAGCGCGGGGCCGGCCGCCGGGCGCCUUUGUGAUCGGCGCGGACCCAGCACAACAAAGGCGCGGCCGGGCGGCCGGAGCCGACAAGCCACUGGGCCGAGCUGGACUUUGUCUGAUGGCUUCUUCCGACCCUCCUCCACAGGCUGCUACAGGAGACCUUCCAGUUUCCGCAGGCCCAGGCCCCUCCCCUGAGGCAGAGGACGACUCCGGAGAGGCCUUUGAUUUUGAGGACAGUGAUGAUGACGAGGACACUAGCGCUGGCCUGGCUGCCCCAAGCCUUGCUCCAGAUCAGGACGCUACUGCCCCACUGAUUCACUUGGAUUCGGCUCCUAUCUCGGACUCGGACCCAGCAGCUGAACCCCAGACGCAGGCCCCACCAGUGCUGAGUAACGGGGAUGCCCAGGGUGCAAUCUCUGGGGUGCUGCGUUCUGGCUGGAAACGGAAGAGCUCCCGCCGCAUUGACAGGUUCACUUUCCCUGCCCUGGAAGAAGAUGUGAUCUACGACGACGUUCCCUGUGAGAACCUGGAUGCCCAUCAUCCUGGGCUGGAGAAGAACCUCUCUCAUCGGGACGGAGCCCUGCAGGAGGCGGACGACUUAGGCUGGAGCUCCAGCGAGUUCGAGAGCUACAGCGAGGAUUCUGCAGAAGAGGCCAAGCCAGAGGCUGAGCAGGCUGAGCCUGCCAAGCACCGAGUGUCCUUCCAGCCCAAGCUUUCACCAGACCUGACCAGGCUAAAGGAGAGAUACGCCAGGACUAAGAGAGACAUCUUGGCUUUGAAAGCUGGGGGGAAAGACAUGCGGGAGCUGAAGCACAAGUACGAUUGUAAGAUGACCCAGCUCAUGAAGGCCGCCAAGAGUGGGACCAAGGAUGGGCUGGAGAAGACCAGGAUUGCCGUCCUACGCAAAGUGUCCUUUCUACACAGGAAGGACGUCCUGGGUGACUCGGAGGAGGAAGACAUGGGGCUCCUGGAGGUCAGCGUCACGGACAUCAAGCCCCCUGCUCCGGAACUGGGCCCCAUGCCAGAGGGCCUGAGCCCUCAGCAGGUGGUCCGCAGGCACAUCCUGGGCUCUAUUGUGCAGAGCGAAGGCAGUUACGUUGAGUCAUUGAAGCGGGUACUCCAGGAUUACCGCAACCCACUGGUGGAGAUGGAGCCAAAGGCGUUGAGCCUGCGCAAGUGCCAGCUGGUGUUCUUCCGUGUGAGGGAGAUCCUCAACUGCCACUCCAUGUUCCAGAUCGCCCUGUCCUCUCGUGUGGCCGAAUGGGAUGCCACUGAGAAGAUUGGGGACCUCUUUGUGGCCUCAUUCUCUAAGUCCAUGGUGCUAGAUGUGUACAGCGACUAUGUGAACAACUUCACCAACGCCAUGUCCAUCAUCAAGAAGGCCUGUCUCACCAAACCUGCCUUCCUCGAGUUUCUCAAGCGCCGGCAGCUGUGCAGCCCUGACCGCGUCACGCUCUACGGGCUGAUGGUGAAACCCAUCCAGCGCUUUCCACAGUUCAUCCUCCUGCUCCAGGACAUGCUGAAGAACACCCCCAGGGGCCACCCUGACAGGCUCUCACUGCAGCUGGCUCUCACGGAGCUGGAGACGCUGGCCGAGAAGCUCAAUGAGCAGAAGCGCUUGGCCGACCAGGUGGCUGAGAUCCAGCAGCUGACCAAGAGUGUCAGCGAUCGAAGCAGCCUUAACAAGUUGCUGACCUCAGGCCAGAGACAGCUGCUCCUGUGUGAGACGCUGACGGAGACGGUGUAUGGGGACCGUGGGCAGCUCAUCAAAUCCAAGGAGCGCAGGGUCUUCCUGCUCAACGACAUGCUGGUCUGUGCCAACAUCAACUUCAAGGGCCAGCUGGAGAUCAGCAGCCUGGUGCCUCUGGGGCCCAAGUACGUGGUGAAGUGGAACACGUCACUGCCUCAGGUGCAGGUGGUGGAAGUAGGCCAGGAGGGCAGUUCCUACGAGAAGGACAAUGUGCUCAUCCAGCAUGCCGGCGCCAAGAAGGCCUCUGCGGCAGGCCAGGCCCAGAAUAAGGUGUACUUCGGCCCCCCGCGCCUCUUCCAGGAGCUUCAGGACCUGCAGAAGGACCUGGCUGUGGUGGAGCAGAUCACCCUCCUUAUCAGCACACUGCAUGGCACCUACCAGAACCUGAACAUGACGGUGGCACAGGACUGGUGCCUGGCUCUGCAGAGGCUAAUGCGUGUCAAGGAGGAGGAAAUCCAUUCAGCCAAUAAGUGCCGCCUUCGGCUCCUGCUUCCUGGAAAACCUGACAAGUCUGGGCGCCCCAUCAGCUUCAUGGUCGUCUUCAUCACUCCCAAUCCUCUGAGCAAGAUCUCCUGGGUGAACAGAUUGCACUUGGCCAAGAUCGGACUUAGGGAAGAGAACCAGCCUGGCUGGUUAUGUCCUGACGAGGACAAGAAAAGCAAAGCUCCGUUCUGGUGCCCGAUCCUGGCCUGCUGCGUCCCUGCCUUCUCCUCAGGGGCCUCAGCCUUACAGCUAGGGGCUCUGGUCCAUAGUCCCGUCAGCUACCCACUGCUGGGCUUCUCAGCGGUCAGCACCUCUCUUCCACAGGGCUACCUCUGGGUUGGGGGUGGGCAGGAAGGCGCUGGGGGCCAAGUGGAGAUCUUCUCCCUGAACCGGCCCUCACCCCGCACGGUCAAGUCCUUUCCCCUGGCUGCCCCAGUACUGUGCAUGGAGUACAUUCCAGAGCCGGAGGAGGGUGAGGGUGAGACGGAGACCAUCAGGCCAGCCAGGCCGCUGCCCCCGGAGCCCGCAGCCACAGUGCAUCCGGCCGUCUGCCUGGGCCUCCAGGAUGGCAGCAUCCUGGUCUACAGCAGUGUGGACACGGGAACCCAGUGCCUUGCUACCGGCAGGAGUCCUGGCCUGCAGCCUGUGCUCUGCCUGCGACACAGUCCCUUCCACCUGCUUGCCGGCCUGCAGGAUGGAACCCUUGCGGCCUACCCUCGGACCAGUGGAGGUGUCUCCUGGGACCUGGAAAGCCCCCCAUUGUGCCUGACAGUGGGCCCUGGGCCCAUCCGCACCCUGCUGAGCCUGGAGGAUGCCGUGUGGGCUAGCUGUGGGCACCGAGUCACCGUGCUGGAUGCUACCAGCCUGCAGACCCAGCAAAGCUUUGAGGCACACCAAGAUGAGGCAGUGAGUGUGACGCACAUGGUGAAGGCGGGUAGUGGCGUCUGGAUGGCCUUCUCCUCUGGCUCUUCCAUCCGCCUCUUCCACACUGAGACAAUGGAACAUCUGCAAGAGAUCAGUAUCGCCACCAGGACCACCUUCCUCCUGCCAGGCCAGAAGCAUCUGUGUGUCACCAGCCUUCUCAUCUGCCAGGGGCUGUUAUGGGUGGGUACUGACCAGGGGGUCAUCGUGCUGUUGCCUGUGCCUCGGCUAGAGGGUAUACCCAAAAUCACAGGGAAAGGCAUGGUCUCCCUCAAUGGCCACUGCGGACCUGUGGCCUUUCUGGCCGUGGCCACCAGCAUCUUAGCCCCAGACAUCCUGCGGAGUGACCAGGACGAGGCUGAGGGACCCCGGGCAGAGGAGGACAAGUCAGAAGGGCACGCCCCUGAGCCUGCCCCUGGGCCCGCCAGCCCUGCCAGCCGUGAGCUGGCCCGCAAGAAGGGUGUCCUUCUGCAGUAUCGCCUGCGCUCUACUGCCCACCUGCCUGGCCCGCUGCUCUCCAUGCACGACCCCCCACCUGCCGACGGCCCCACUCUGGAGCACAGUGAGGAGGACGGUUCCAUCUAUGAGAUGGCUGAUGACCCCGACGUGUGGGUACGCAGCCGACCUUGUGCCCGGGAUGCCCACCGCAAGGAGAUCUGCUCCGUGGCCAUCAUCUCUGGCGGGCAGGGCUACCGCAACUUUGGCAGUGCACAGGGUGUCAGUGGGAGGCCGGCACCCUGUGGGGAGACGGACAGCACCCUCCUCAUCUGGCAGGUGCCCUUGACCCUAUAGCCCUCAUCCAGGGCAGAUGACAGCCACAUACAGGGGCCCAGGACCAGCUGCGGAGGUGUCCAGGGGUUGCUCUGGAUGCUUUGCCUUCCAGGUAACCCACGUGGGAUCCUGCAUUGCACACAGACCUGGAUGCUCCAGUCACUACCCCAACGGGGCAGAGGAAAAUCCUGUUCUUCAAAUAAAAUGUGGGCAUGUCUGGGGCUGGAGAGAUAGAGAGCCCUAGAGGAAAUAGCAGGGUUUUUUUAGAGCAAAAAAACAAAAAACAAAAAACAAAAACAUGAAACCUCACAGAUGCCUGGUGAACCUGGGGCCUGCUCUCUGGCCCUUAGCGGCCAGGGUGGUAUGGUUCCGAGGCAGUGGAAGGGUGUGGAUUGUGUGAGUGUGGCGCGCGUGAGUGGGUGUGUGAAUAUCUAUAAAUACGUAUAUAUGGUGUAUAUUAUAUGUGUAUAAAUAAAGUCUGUACAUAUUGGAGCUCUGGGAGAUGCUGGAAUAAAGUAACAAUAACGUCCAAA
This is a messenger RNA of Suncus etruscus (white-toothed pygmy shrew), 4453 nucleotides long. It is a transcript of the gene ARHGEF10L, whose product is annotated as Rho guanine nucleotide exchange factor 10 like. Gene Ontology annotation, molecular function: guanyl-nucleotide exchange factor activity; protein binding. Gene Ontology annotation, cellular component: cytosol. Gene Ontology annotation, biological process: positive regulation of stress fiber assembly; SREBP signaling pathway; actin cytoskeleton organization. Lineage: Eukaryota; Metazoa; Chordata; Mammalia; Eulipotyphla; Soricidae. The record is from RefSeq and is a predicted model, not a curated record.